Messenger RNA from Gryllus bimaculatus (two-spotted cricket), 934 nucleotides. The record is from the annotation of a GenBank genome assembly. Lineage: Eukaryota; Metazoa; Arthropoda; Insecta; Orthoptera; Gryllidae.
UUGAAUGUUCAAUUUCUCGAUAUUUCGUGUUCGCAUCUCGCAGAGAGUAAAGGGACAUCGUUGUAUUUCCUAUUUGUUCCUAUUCCUUCCCUAUGUGACCUGACCAGGAUCUGAAACUGAACUCUGAGCGUUUCUGGUCUCUUGGUGUUGAAUCAUUACAGGUUCUGCAAUAUGACUGUAACAAAAACACACAGACCACGAUGCUUUUUGGAUGUGGAAGUUGGUGGCGAACCUAUGGGGCGCAUAGUUUUGGAGCUAUUUUCAGAUGUGUGUCCAGUCACUUGUGAAAAUUUUCGAGCAUUAUGCACUGGUGAAAAAGGUUUAGGAAAGACUACAUCUAAGCCCCUCCAUUAUAAGGGUGUGAUAUUUCAUCGAGUAGUUAAAGAUUUUAUGAUACAAAGUGGUGAUUUUUCUGUUGGAAAUGGCACUGGAGGAGAAUCGAUUUAUGGUGGAACAUUUGCUGAUGAAAAUUUUGAAAUGAAACAUGACAAACCUUAUCUUUUGUCAAUGGCGAAUAGAGGAAAGGAUACAAAUGGAUCACAAUUUUUUAUUUAUGGUGCACCGCAGCAGGGCGGGACAUGGUGAAGCCUGUGGCGGUUCUGGUGCCCCCUGGCUUGCUCUAAUCAUGUUUUGUUGUUAUAGUACAACGCAACCAGCCCCUCACUUGGAUGGUGUUCACGUGGUGUUUGGACAAGUGAUAUCUGGACAAGAAGUGGCGAGCAACAUUGAAAGCCUUCCUGUAGACAGAGUGUGUCGACCAUUACAAGAUGCCAAAGUUGUGAACUAGAAGAAAAAACGGAUGGUAUCCAGCAGUAGCAGUAGUUCUUCUAGUACUUCAUCAAGUUCUGAAAGUGACUCGGACUCAACAAGAGAACGGAAGAAGCAUAAGAAGAAGAGAAAGAAGCAAAAGAAGGAGAAAAAAAGGUUCUUUUGA